Molecule: messenger RNA, 4270 nt
Organism: Acipenser ruthenus (sterlet)
Lineage: Eukaryota; Metazoa; Chordata; Actinopteri; Acipenseriformes; Acipenseridae
Product: receptor-type tyrosine-protein phosphatase kappa-like
Exons: 23
Coding region: 1691-4135 (814 amino acids)
Biological process (GO): protein dephosphorylation
Molecular function (GO): protein binding; protein tyrosine phosphatase activity
Source: RefSeq, a predicted model, not a curated record
UAGCUUUCGAGUUAAGGUGAGAGAAAGCAGUAACUAUAGAAUUAUGGGUAAUCAGGAUUUAUACAAAUAUCAGGGGGAGGGGUUCUCUUCCUUCGUCUCUCCUAUACGGACCCGAGGCACUUUUAACUAACUCUCCACGCCACCCAGCUGCCAGCCAUUGCUGCCUGAGGAUGCUGCCUGAGUAGUGACGGGAUCUGUCUUUUUGUUCUCUAUGCCUCAUUCUCCUUGUUGCCCAGCAGCCAGAAGAUGCUGCCCUGGAUUUGAGAGCUUCAUCUUUCAAGUGUGUUCUGUCUCUCAUCCUCCUCUGUGAGAGUUCAUAGUGUCUUGUUUGUAUGUCUUGUCCUGGCCCUUACUCAUCUCAAGCCACUCAGCAGCCAGAGGAUGCUGCCUGACCCGGUCCUUUGAGUACAGGGAUCUGCCCAGCCUGUCCUAUGUCUAACUCAAGCACUCGCUUCAAGCUUGCUGCCCCUCAAGCCUUUCUUUACUCUCAAACCCUCAUAGGCGCCCAGUGAAAUUAUGUUAUUUACAUUUAAAAUUGUGAGCAGACAGGUUUGUUGAUUUUUUGAGUAGUAUUGUUCCUUGUGAUCACACAAUACUGAGCUCAAGUCAUGUCAUUUCAUAAAAACGCCAGGUGCUCAGUGUUUGGUAUUUGAGUUGAGUUAAAAUUAUCAAAAUGAGUUGAUUAAGAAUCUGUGUAAAUAGCCAUUCAAAAAGACAUGAUUUUAAUUUACACAAGAACAGCGAUUACAAUUGCACGACUUCAAGAAAACAAUGUGGAGGUCUUGACGUGCCCAGCUUUUUCUCCUGACCUGAGUCCAGUAGAACAUCUGUGGGACCAAAUCGCCAGUGCCAUCCACAGAAGACAAACGCAACCAGCCAGUGGCGGAACAUCCCACAGCAGUCUAUCCAGAGGCUGAUCAGGUCUAUGCAUCAACGCUGCCAGGAUUGUGUUAAUGCUCAGGGAGGUCACACCCAGUACUAACUUUGUAAUGUUUUUAUUUUGACAGUGUGUCACGUUUCAUUCUGAAAGCUUAUCACAUUCCUUUUUUUUUUUUAAGCAGCUUACCCAUGUUAUUCUGCUUAUUUAUUUUUUUGUUUUGUUUUGUUUUGUUUCCGUUGCCAUGAAAACGAUCUGUUGACUGACAGGUUUGAAAGUUGUACUCACAGGAUCCCUUUGGCUGUGUGAAAGGGUUAUGAUGGUAUUAUACCAGCAUAGAUUGUGCAAUUCCGUGCUGUGUGAAUGGUUAUUUUAAAUUUUUUUAACAUCUCUGAGACGGCUCAGUAGCGGCAUUUGUGUGUGAAAGUGGUAUUGUUAAAUAGAUUGUGAACGUAUGGAGUUCCAUCCUAACAAUCAUAGUCAAGUGCAUGUUGUAAGGAUUCUUAAAGGGUAACUACAGUGUAACUACAUGCUGUUUAUGUACUGCUCUUUAUACUGCAUAUGUAUCUGUCAAAGUAAUAAAAUAACGUUUAGAUGUCAUAGGAAUCAGAACAGUUGGGCAGUCACACGUCUCGAGCGAAGUGAGUGCAAGGACAGAACAUGGGAUUGCAAGGAAGGAAGUUAACAAAGUUAUUUUCUUGAGCAUCUCAUAGUUUUUUGACAUGUAUAGGCAAAAGAAGUUAUAAUGCAAGCUUUGCUGAACAAUAUAUAAUCAACAUCAGUUCACCUUGUACAGAAUACCAACUAAAUAAGAUGAAAAAAGGAACCAAUUACACUGUGCUGCUUUCUGGACGCACAUCUGCCGGUUUAGGAAAAUCUUCAAAUAUAACAUUUGAAACAGAUAUAAGUGAACCCGAGCCUCCUGAAGUGAGUGGAAUGUUGGUUUAUAACAUCACUGAUGCAACUGCUGUUCUUCCACUGAAACUUGUUGCGGAAGUCAAUGGACCAAUCAGUGCAUAUCAAAUUAUAAUAAAGAAACUGAAAAAAAAAUUACCAAGUAAAAGAAGUCUAUCAGACAUGUGCCAAAGAAGUGACAUACCAGCAUUCAACUCCGCUGCAAGUAAUGACUUGUACAUUACUGCUGAGAUUCCAGGCAGUGCUCUUGGAAGUGCGUUUACAAUAGGAGAUGGCAACAUGUACCAAGGCUAUUACAAUGCUCCACUGUUGCCUGAAGCACAUUAUACAGCUAUUAUUCGGAUCGUCAGCACUUGGAAUAAGGUCACAAAGUACUCCUGCAGUGAAUAUGAUUCAUUUAGUGUAUCCCCAAGGAUUGUUAAAGAAAGCAAUGCAGCGUGGGUAGCCUCUGGCUCAUCACUGGGGAUUCUGGUUAUUAUACUUGCAAUGGCAAUAGGUUACAGGAGAUUAUCCAGAAAAUGUCAACGCAACACUGAGGAGAUGGAAAGUAUUUCACUGAUAAAUAAAGGGAAUGUGGAUACAGAAAUUCAAGUGAAGGAUUUAUUAACAUAUGCGAUCAGAAAAAAGAAACUGGAGUAUGAGAAUGAAGACGAUGAAGAAAGUGUGGGUCUCGCCAAAGAAUAUAGCAGUAUUCCAUGUGAUUUGAUACAUCCAAAUACAGUUGCAACUCAGCCACACAACAAAGGGAAGAAUCGAUAUAUAAAUAUCACACCUUAUGAUCAAUCUCGUGUUGUCCUACAAGCAACCAGCAAUAAAGAGGAUUCUGAUUAUAUCAAUGCCAGCUAUCUGGAUGGAUACAAAAAAACAAAUUGCUACAUAGCUACACAAGGCCCUCUGGCAUCAACUGUAGAUGAGUUUUGGAGGAUGAUUUGGCAAGAGAAAUCAGAAGUCAUUGUGAUGCUUACAAACCUAAUUGAGCAGGAAAAGGCUAAAUGUGUAAAGUACUGGCCCGAGCAGUCACAACAGUACAGUGAUUUCACUGUCACUCUAUCAAGUGUAAAAAGAACGUUGGAAGUUGUUAUCCGAACAUUCAGAGUGAAAAAGGAGGAUUCUUCCAUGGAAAGGACAGUAACACAGUUUCACUACAUUUCCUGGCCUGAUCAUGGGGUGCCUAAAAAAUUGACUGGACUGAGAUCUCUUUUGAAAAGGGUCAAUGAAUGUAACAUACCUGGCAGUGGGCCUAUUGUUGUGCAUUGCAGUGCAGGAAUUGGUCGCACUGGCACUUUUAUAGCCUUGGACUGCCUCUUAAAAAGGGCAGAGGAAGAAGGGAAAGUGGAUGUGAUGCAAUGUGUGAAAAAACUGAGAGAGAAACGAGUAAAUAUGGUCCAGACAGUGGAGCAAUACAUAUUUUUAUAUGAUUCACUGGUAGAAUUCCUUAUUUGCGGAGACACUUCUGUUGAAGUUCAAGACCUAUAUGAUAAAAUGAAAGGGAUGGAAUGGAUUGAUCCUGCAACUGGAAAGGAUAGGUACACAACGGAGUUUGAGACUCUUCAGAAGUUUUCAGAUUUAUACAUGUUCCGUCCAUGUAGGAAUGCUCACAAACAACUCAACAAACACAAGAACAGAAACUCAGAGAUACUGCCCGCAGAUGAUGUAAUAACACAUCUCAUGUCCUUGACAAAUGAAAAUGGAUCUGCCAGUUAUAUCAAUGCAGUCUUUGCUGAUCGCUACAAUAAGCAAUAUGGUUUUGUAAUCACACAUUUACCUUUAAAGGAAACACUUGCAGAUUUUUGGGCAUUGGUAUAUGAUUAUAGUUGCACAACAUUGAUCAUAAUGAAUGAAAUCCAAGACCUAGAUGAGACUUAUCCAGCAUUUUGGCCUGAAUCUGGAGAAUGCAGUUAUGGUCUGUUCAAUGUCCAAAAGGUCUUAACAAAGCAGUCUGUAGGAUAUACAGUCACAAGCCUGAAACUCAGGAAACAAAAAAAGGAGACUCCUGUGCAUCUGAUUAACCUCAUACAGUUAAAGGACUGGCUAAUGCACCAGUGUCUCCCACGAUCAGACACCAUUAUUAAGAUGCUUACAGAAGUGCAGAGCUUGCAACAGAAACCAGAUGAUGGCACUGUCCUAGUCACAUGUUGGGACGGGGCAUCUAGGAGUGGUCUGUUCUGUGCUGCCAGUAUCAUACAUGAACAGAUUAAGCAAGAAGGGCUGGUUGAUGUAUUUCAGGCAAUCAAAACCUUGAGGAGCAGUCGACCUCAGUUAAUUGAAAAUAAACAACAAUACCAAUUUUGUUACAAAUUGGCUUUGUCCUUGUAUUCAUUUGUUGAAACCUAUGGAAACUGAAAAAGUGCAGUAUAAAUGGAUAAUAUACGAAACAAUGGAUGUGCCAAGAACUGCAUCUGAAAUGUCCAAGAAGCCAUACAUUUAUUGCAACACCUGCUCUUCAGAAUAUAGAAGAAUAUCAGUUAAAUAAAAGAG